This is a messenger RNA of Chenopodium quinoa (quinoa), 933 nucleotides long. RefSeq lists its product as uncharacterized. Gene Ontology annotation, molecular function: nucleic acid binding. The record is from RefSeq and is a predicted model, not a curated record. Bases 1 to 933 code for a protein of 310 amino acids. The transcript has a single exon. NCBI's taxonomy places the organism in Eukaryota, Viridiplantae, Streptophyta, Magnoliopsida, Caryophyllales, Amaranthaceae.
AUGAAGUGGGUUCUCAAUCAUAUAAACCCAGUUGAAGUAAAUCAGGACCCCACUUUUGAAGAUACGAGUCAUGUCAUUCACAUAGAUGAGAAAUGGUUCUACUUGAACCAUGACAAAAGGAGAUUUUAUCUCCUUCCAAGUGAAGAAGAUCCAUACAUGGCACAUCAGUCAAGAAGAUUUAAGUUAAAGGCUAUGUUCAUGGCAAUUAUUGGAAAGACAUUAUAUGGAAACAAUGGGGAACUACUACAUGAAGGAAAGUAUAGUAUUUUCCCAUUCACACUCAAAGAAAAAGUAAAGAAGUCAAGCAAGAACAGAGCAUCAGGGACAAUGGUGACAAAGGCACUCCAGAAUGUCAACAGAGAGGUUAUUAGAGAUAUGUUGCUCAACAAAGUCAUACCAGUAAUUAUGGAUAAAUGGCCUGAAAUUCUGCCUAACAAUAUUGUCAUCCAAUGGGACAAUGCAAGGCCACAUCAAAUACCAACAGAUGAAGAGUUUAGUGCAGCAACAUCAGCCAAUGGGUUUAACAUUCAAUUUGUGUUUCAACCAGCUCAAUCUCCUUAUUUAAAUGUGUUGGAUUUAGGUUUAUUCAGGUCUAUCCAGUCCCUACAAUAUCAAUCUUUUCCAAAAAAUCUUGAUGAGCUAGUUAAGAAAGUGAUUGAAUCUUACAACACAUUCAAACCAGAAGUGAAAAAUUACAUAUGGGUGACUAUACAAAGAUGUAUGAUCAAAAUACUCAAGGCACAAGGUGGGAAUAAGUACAAAAUUCCACAUAUGAACAAGAAAAAACUUGAAAAUCUAGGCAUUCUUCCAGAUCAAGUGCAUAUUCAGAAGGACAUAGUGCUAAAGGCUGUAGAGUGCUUGAACACAAUGUUCAGGCCAGCACCAGAAGGGAAUGAAGAUGCAGCAGAGGACAUGGAGGUGGAUGUAGACUAG